AUGUUCGGGAUUACUUAUUGCCUUUUUGUGUAUAUUUUACCACAGAUUGCACCCUUCUUAGUUGUGGUGGCCAUCACAACGGUUGUUCACAGUGCUCCGCAUGUAGUGAGGACAGUCGAAUCGGCGAAUGGGCCAGCUCCCAGUGUGCCAGUACAAAAAAUUGCUCCAAGUCCUACGACGACCCCAGCGCAGCAUACGAUCGAGAACGACGAACCACAGACGCGUGCGAAACGAGCGAUCAUCUUCCGGCCACUGUUCGUCUAUCGGCAGCAAGAAAUUAAAAGACAGAAGGCCAAAGAAAUGAGGGAACAGCAACAACGGCCGCAGACAACCCAAAAGCCUCAUACAGUGCAAUAUUACGCGCAACGAUACCCGUACCAGUGCUGUUGA
Molecule: messenger RNA, 390 nt
Organism: Anopheles bellator
Lineage: Eukaryota; Metazoa; Arthropoda; Insecta; Diptera; Culicidae
Exons: 1
Coding region: 1-390 (129 amino acids)
Source: RefSeq, a predicted model, not a curated record